Colletes gigas is the source of this 6211-nucleotide messenger RNA. RefSeq names its product chloride channel protein 2 (gene ClC-a). Gene Ontology annotation, biological process: chloride transport; transmembrane transport. Bases 1067 to 3907 code for a protein of 946 amino acids. Gene Ontology annotation, cellular component: membrane. NCBI's taxonomy places the organism in Eukaryota, Metazoa, Arthropoda, Insecta, Hymenoptera, Colletidae. The record is from RefSeq and is a predicted model, not a curated record. Gene Ontology annotation, molecular function: voltage-gated chloride channel activity. The transcript has 13 exons.
UUCGCGUGUACGCUCUCUUUUUUGGGGGUUCCGUUAAAAUCCGAAACUUGCUCCAGAAGAACUUUUUCGAACCUCGUCGACGUCGAAAACACGGUGUUUUUCGGUGUUCAGGAUUUCAACUAGUGGCUCUAUAAAGUCCCCAAUUCUUCAAAUAGAUCCACAGAAUAGAAAAGAAGACGUAGGAGAUGAUAAAGGUCUUUUUAGAGGAUAAAAACUAUUUACUUUAGAAAUCUGGAAAUUCUGACAAAAUUGCUCUAAAGAGACAUCUCCAACUUCUGAAGACUGUGUGUGAUGGAUGCUUCUCACCAGCUCAGGAAAGCCCAACUGUAACAAGAAAUUUAACAGUAGAAUCUAGAAAAACAAUUCUACAGUCUGUUGAUAAUUACCUGUCAAUGCAACAACUAAAUAUGAAGAACAAACAAAUUUCGAUAGAACCUGAAAACUUUGGGGAUUGAGUGGUCUCUAUCUGUUGAUCUCUGGAUUGGGAAGUGUAUACCUAAAAUUUAUAACAAGUUAUCAUUAAAAACAUUAUAACAAUCGAUUCCAGAGAGUAUUGUAGCUACCAAGUUGUCAUCUCGAAUCUAGAAGUUCGCAAAGGUUGAAGCGUAUCGGUGUAGCUCUAUUUGUUGAUGUCUGUCGCGUGACAAGAGCAUUCUGCUAGUCGCUAGAAAGAGGAAACAAUAGAAACACGAUAGAUGAUUCACAGGUGACUUGUUGAUCGCUGCCAAAAAUAUCGAAUCCCGAGGUUUGCCAAAAGGUGACGUAGCAGAGGAAUGUUAACGCGCAGCAGUAAUUAGUCAAUCAUCAGAGGGCGGAUCGGGAUCUAGAGAUCUAGCCUUCAGAGACGAGAGAAGAGCUCGUACGAUCGCGGUUUGGGACGAUUCAUUUGAUCGAGUCGACCUAGUGGAUGAAAAUGUGCAAUCGGCUGAGAGUACACUGCGAAGCGUUUUUGUACUCCAGUAAUGCCGCGUCCGUGACUUAAUCAAUCCAACGAUCGAGGAACUUGGUGCACCCUCUGCUAGGGGAUCGUCGGUAGGGGCUAAGAAGGAUCUUCGAUCCAGAUUUCAUGCCGGCUUUCGUCCUGAACAGAACUUAUUUCGUCUGCAAUGAUGAGUAUCCUAUGUAUGGUCGCUACACGAAGGACCUGGGUGAGUUCGCAAAAGAAGAGGCACGGAAGCUCAAAUACUACGAGAAAGCGCGACGGAAGUAUGACAAGACUACGGCGGAAGGUCUCGGAAAGUCGAGCAGAGGACCUUUGUGCCGGAAGUUGCUGGCGCUGCUGGCCUUCGCUUGGAAACACACCGGUGCCAGACUGGGCGAGGACUGGGUCUUCCUUGCUCUGCUCGGUGUCAUUAUGGCGCUGAUCAGCUACGCCAUGGACCGCGGCAUCUCCAUGUGCAACAACGCUAGGAUAUGGCUUUAUCAGGACCUCACGCAUCAUCCAGCGCUUCAGUACGUAGCGUGGGUGACACUGCCAGUCUGCCUCAUCCUCUUCAGCGCCGGAUUUGUGCACAUCGUUGCACCCCAGAGCAUAGGAUCCGGGAUUCCAGAGAUGAAGACUAUCCUGCGUGGCGUGGCCUUGAAGGAGUACCUCACUUUCCGCACACUAGUUGCUAAGGUGAUAGGUUUGACCGCGACUCUGGGCUCCGGGCUUCCCUUGGGCAAGGAGGGUCCGUUCGUGCACAUUGCCAGUAUAGUGGCUACCCUGCUCUCGAAGUUGGUCACCAGCUUCCAAGGGAUCUACGAGAACGAGAGCAGAAACUGCGAAAUGCUGGCCGCGGCGUGCGCGGUUGGGGUCGCUGCCUGCUUCGCAGCACCCAUUGGCGGGGUCCUCUUCAGCAUAGAGGUCACCACCGUCUACUUCGCUGUUCGAAACUACUGGCGCGGAUUCUUCGCUGCCGUCUGCGGCGCCACAAUGUUCCGAUUGCUGGCCAUCUGGUUCCAGAGGGAGGAGACCAUCACCGCCAUGUUUGCCACGAAUUUUACCAUGGACUUCCCCUUCGAUCCCCAAGAGCUGUUCGUCUUCGCUCUGAUCGGUGUAGGUAGCGGCUUGGGCGGCGCUUUCUAUGUCUGGUUGCACAGGCAGUACGUCAUUUUUAUGAGGAAGAACAAGAGCAUGAACAGCUUUCUGCAGAAAAAUCGUUUUUUAUAUCCCGGUAUCGUUUCCCUGCUGGUGUCGUCCGUGUCGUUCCCUCUGGGACUGGGUCAGUUCAUGGCUGGUGACUUGAACACGCAUGAUCAAGUGUACGGCCUGUUUACCAAUUUCACUUGGACCAAACAGCACCUUGGCGUCGAAGAAAUAAAUACGGUGAAACACUGGUCGACCACGUACACCGAUGUGUUCACCGGACUUUUAGGUUUCGUCGCGUUCACGUUCAUCUUUUCCAUUAUAAGCUCGACCGUUCCCGUGCCAUCGGGAAUUUUCAUCCCCGUCUUCAAAAUCGGCGCUGCGCUGGGUAGAGCGGUGGGUGAAGCCAUGGCCCUAUGGUUUCCUAACGGCGUUCGCUAUGGUGGCGUCAUAACUCCUAUUGUACCAGGAGGUUAUGCCACCGUCGGAGCAGCCGCGUUUUCCGGCGCAGUGACUCACACAAUCUCCGUCAGCGUCAUAGUCUUCGAGAUGACUGGUCAAAUCACUCACAUUGUUCCUAUCAUGAUAGCCGUACUGAUCAGCAACGCGGUCGCCGCUCUCCUUCAGCCUAGCAUAUACGAUAGCAUCAUUCUCAUCAAAAAGCUGCCAUACUUGCCGGACCUGCUGCCCUCCAGUUCAGGGAUGUACAACGUGUACGUGGAAGAUUUUAUGGUUCGUGACGUUAAGUACAUUUGGCACGGUAUCACGUACCAGAGGUUGAAGGAAAUCUUGAAGGAAAAUCGAAAACUACGGGGUUUUCCGCUGGUUGACAAUCCGGAUUCGAUGAUUCUGCUUGGAUCUAUUCAGAGGCUGGAACUGAUCAAGCUGAUCGAGAAACACAUAGGACGCGAAAGAAGACUGCAGGUGGCACAGAAGUGGCACAAAGAGGCGGAAGAAAGAGCUCGUGAAGAAAUGGAGCGACAGCUGAGGGAUCAGGAGAGGACAAGAAGACCGUCCAGGUUCGAGGUGAUCCCAGCACCGGACAUUCUUAAAAUGCAGAGGCAAAGCGUUAACGAUCUAACGAUGUCUUCAAACAAUGGCGCCGGCCUCGAUCACCAUACCUACCACUCACCGAUAUUCGGAUCCCAACCGAAGAAAUCGAUCCUGAAAAAGACUAAUUCCUUCACUCUGAAAGGCUUCAGCCCCCUAGUCAGUCCAGCUGUUACACCCUACACAACGGUCACUGGAGCGGAGAGUAGGAUACGCUUGGCAUUCGAAGCGAUCUUUCGGAAGUCCGCCACCUUGCAGGACGUAGAUCCUGAUCCGGAACUGGGAUCUGUCGUCAGUGCAAGACCUGACAGUCAGGAUGGCAUGAACGUAGCGCCUCACACGCCCAUGCUGGCUCCGAGUCCAGCCACAUCGAAGAAAGUGCAACUGCCCCGAGAGAGAGUGAUAGACAUGUCUGCAGAAGAUCAGAAGCGAUGGGAGGAGAGCGAAAUGGCGUUGGAGGUCGACUUCUCCAGGUGUCACAUCGACCCAGCACCUUUCCAACUAGUCGAAAGGACGUCUUUGCUGAAGGUUCACAGUCUGUUCAGUAUGGUUGGAGUAAAUCAUGCUUACGUGACGGCUAUAGGAAGGCUGGUCGGAGUUGUUGCGUUGAAAGAGCUGAGGAAAUCGAUAGAGGACGCGAACGCCGGGAUCUUGCCCAUGCACCAGGAGUCCCACAUCGGUGUGUCGAGCUCCAGCCUGGCGAAAAGCGAGACGGACACGGAAAGCAAAAACGUCAGCACGAUGAACUCCAUCGAUUCCGUCGACUGUGAGAAAGUGGAAAAAGUUUGAAGGGUGAAGCAGUCGGAGGGGGAAGUGAGACGGUGAUAAGUAGAAGCAAUAAUGUGAUAGUCGCGUUGCAGAGUACGCGACGUGACCCGAACGAUGCGAGAGACGUGUCUUCGAUUAAAUAUUUCCUUACGAUCCGCAACCGUGAACACUCCUGGGGAAACUCGACGGCCAGAGUCAGGAGUAUUUUAUUUUACCAACGGCGAAUACGAAUUUCACGUUCGUUGAUAAACCAAAUUCAGGCUAGUUACAUUCGUUGGUAAAUCAGAGUUCAUCAAACCGACGCUAUAAAAACUAGAGAAUUUUGUGAACGAAAGAACGAAUCGAAAAUUUUUAUUCGUUAUUCGUGAAUAAAAUUCGACUCUGGGUCCACGGAUAGAGCCGCUUGCGCGUAGCAACGAUCGCUUUCGAACGCUCCUCUCGUACUUAACUGGAGACAAACUAUACGUCGCGUUUAAAAGCUACACUUUGGACGGAACGUGCCACCCUGUAUAAGUGACGCGUUACUCGCAGUAGAAUUUGGAUACUUUCGGAGCCCAGGUUGUCAGGUUGACACUGUUCGAACUUUCGGUGCUCCUCGGAUUCUGGAAGCUUUUAUUUAUCGCUCUGAAUACUUCUUGACUCCACGUUAACUGCCUCUAGGGAUUUUCACUAUUGCGUCUUGUUAACUUUGGUCCAGUUUAAUUUGCUGCAAGACAAUUCCGACAAAAGUUGGUUAUCGAAAACUGGGAGUUAAUGGAGUAGAAAAGGACAGCUAGUAAAAGAGAAAGGUGGUGUUUCAGUGGUAGGGAUGAGCACCAAUCAUAUACGCGGUAGAUCGGUUCAGUCAUAUAUCGAACGUUCACUUAAACAGAGUCUCAGAUGCGUGUAGACUUAAUCAACCAUUGGAGAGCAUUGACUAAAUCGAUAGGAAAUGGAAGAAUCUUCGAGGAAAUUCGACUUGGAAGAUAAAGAGAUUCUUAAUUCGAAGGUACUACAGUUGAAAGAUUGACGACGAUUACCUUUAGGAAAAUACACGAACGAGUUGGAAAUUCGAGAAGGCUUGAACAGUGUCAACAAAGGGUGUUCACGGAGUUCGUACGCGACAAAGGAAGUUUUCUGAACCGAGGAUUUUCAUUAGGGUGUAAUCUUUCAUUUUUCCUUAGACGAAUCUUUCCAAACGCGGACGACGAUCCUUCUUCUCUCGUUGUAUUCUCCUUAGCGUAAUAGAUAUAUUAUAAUAGUGUUGUACUAGGUGCGUGUACGAGCGAAUUGUUCGCGAUAUUAGUGCUCAAAAGAUAGUCCGCGAUGGCGCACAGAGUGACAAAUUAACCGUGUUCACAAUCGUAGAACUCUCUAUGGAAAAGAGAUUUCUUCUUAAUCUUUCUAUCAAGAGUUUCGCGAUUUUAUCGCUAAAUUAGUUAAUAUGUCCGACUGUGACAAUGCGUUGAAGGUUAGACAUUAGAAAGAACGGUGGUGCUCCGUCGACGAGGAUCACGAAGGUGAUUAAUAAUGUAUUAAGUUCUAGGAAGUACGAUAAAUUCAGCCGCGUGACAAAGGUUUACGACGCGGAAGAUAAAGAAUUGGAAACUCACGCUGCUAAAUGCUCCUAUAGUAUAUAACUAUUUGACCAUGGUUGUGCCAACCUAUUUAUUCUAAUCGUUAAUCGUUAGCUGUAAGCGCACGAAAGUCACGUAGGUCUAUUGUUACGAGCUACGUAUGAGAUUUGCCAAAAUUCGUUAUAGACGGUUCCACGAAUGUUUAAAAUAUAAUAAUGGGAAGCACGGUUGCUCCAUGACGCGCCUCGAGCAAUCUUUUCACAGAUAAUUUAAUCGACGAGGUGAUAUCGCGUUCUAAUAGAAGGUUCAGCCGUAAUUUAAACGUCUUAAUUAAUCGUUAACUAGGACCAGAGCGAAGGACCGACCACUAUCGGUCGCGGACACGGAUAUUAAUUUAAGGCAAACAGUUCGUAGGGCAUUGUACAUUCCAUCCGACAAAUACUUUCACGAUGCAUCCCAUUUUGUUGUAAAUUUAUUGCGUUACACGACAUCGAAGCUUUAUGCGACACUAAUCGCUAAAUAUAAGUAUACUAUACAAUCGGAGAUGACAUUAAAUAAUUUAUUAUGUUAUUUACAUAUUGUGCUGACGGUGACUAUGAACGUCGUAUGGGUACUCGUUCCUCCUCUUGUGUUUUUCAAUUAACCAUUAGACUGCGGAUGUUUAUGCAUUCAUGGGAAAUUUUAAUUCUCAGAAAACAGAACAGAACUCAGAAUGCACUUAAUAUGCAAAAAUGUAAGAAAUACUUGAAGUAAGAUACGAAUUAUUAUA